AAGCGUGACAUAUGACGUCCCUCCGUCGUGACGUGUACGGUGCGUCAUUUCCAUGACAACCGCUGAGGCUUCGAUCGACAAAAACAACGAAACAUGGAUGAUGAUCAGAGUUUGGAAGAGACUGCCUUCGUGGUGGAAGAAGUGAGCGGCAUCGUUAAAGAGUCUCUCGAGGGCGUGAUCGGGCGCAGCAGCUACGAGCACAAGCGUGUCAGUCAGUGGACGUCCAGCGUGGUGGAGCAGUGCCUCGCUCAGCUCAGCAAACUGGGCAAACCCUUCAAAUACAUCGUCACCUGCAUCAUCAUGCAGAAGAACGGUGCCGGACUGCAGUCGGCCUCCUCCUGCUUCUGGGACAACACCACAGAUGGCAGCUGCACCGUCAGAUGGGAAAAUAAACACUUGUACUGCAUCGUCAGUGUGUUCGGACUCGCCAUUUAGACACAAAACUGCCAUCUGCAUCAUCAGACGUGUUCAACUUUCAGUAUUCCUGCCUUAUAUGAAGUCAAAACCCUCCAUGUACAAUAAAAGCACACGAAUCCACAUCUUAAAAA
Messenger RNA from Ctenopharyngodon idella (grass carp), 548 nucleotides. It is a transcript of the gene dynlt1b, whose product is annotated as dynein light chain Tctex-type 1b. Gene Ontology annotation, biological process: microtubule-based movement. Gene Ontology annotation, molecular function: dynein intermediate chain binding. The transcript is spliced from 5 exons. Gene Ontology annotation, cellular component: cytoplasm; cytoplasmic dynein complex. Lineage: Eukaryota; Metazoa; Chordata; Actinopteri; Cypriniformes; Xenocyprididae. The record is from RefSeq and is a predicted model, not a curated record. Bases 94 to 435 code for a protein of 113 amino acids.